AUGGCAUCAUUGUAUGUUGUAAGUGCAACAGAUACAAUCGUUGAUUUGAUGAAUGAAAGUGGUUUUAGCACUUUGAUUAAAUCAAAAAUUAACGAUGUUCAUCUUUUUGGUAUCGAUAAUUUGGGAGUUUCAUAUUUACCCAGUAAACUGGAUUUAAGGAAAAAAAAAGCAUUAAAAAAUUUGGGUAAUUUUAUGGGUAUCGAAACUAUUGAAAUGCAGCAACGAUAUCGGAAAAUUUAUAUCCUGCUUGGCAUAAUGACAAUUUUAUUUCCCUAUACGCUAUCUUCUUUCCGGACCGGACUUAUGAAUCAAGCAUAUGAUGUACCGGUUGGAAUGUUCACAGCAAUUGGUAUUUGCAUCCUGUAUAACCUAAUCGGUAUUUUCAUUCCGGCAACAAUGCUUUGUGCUGUUUCCGGUGAUACCAGUAUUUAA
This is a messenger RNA of Loa loa (African eye worm), 432 nucleotides long. RefSeq lists its product as hypothetical. Lineage: Eukaryota; Metazoa; Nematoda; Chromadorea; Rhabditida; Onchocercidae. Bases 1 to 432 code for a protein of 143 amino acids. The transcript is spliced from 3 exons. The record is from RefSeq and is a predicted model, not a curated record.